AGGAUUGGACGACCAGAAGGCGCGCUGCUACUUCCGUGCCUCCGCUUCCGGCCUGAGAGCAAUCCAUUUGUCUCUCUCCAAGGUGGAAAGAGAGGGUAGCGACUUUGGCGGCUGUUGCUGCUGUUGCCCUGUCCUCAAUUCCCUCCUCCGCUGUGGUUUGGCCGCUGAGGCCCGAACGUCGUUCGGGCAGGGCCCCUGCCAUGGAUGUAGGUGGUUCCCGUAUCCGCCGGCGGGUGUCUGUCCGCAAAAGGAACCGUCCUAGCUUAGAGAUCCUUUUUGCCGCGCCCACUGUGGCCGAGCUCAGGCCCGGCGAUGAGGAGGAGCAGGAGGAGGACAAGGAGGAGGAGAUGGUGGCUGGGAGCCGGCGACGGAAAACUGUGGGCGUGCAACCGGUCGAGAAUCAUGAUAGUGAAGAGGACAUGUUUGGUGACUAUGAUAGCUUUGCUGAAAAUUCUUUCUUAGCUCAAGUUGAUGACCUGGAACAAAAAUAUAUGCAACUUUCUGAAAAUAGGGAACACGAUGCAGACCUUGCCACUGCAGAUCUUUUUUCAGAAAGCAUCAAACAUAACAAACUCAGCAUUACUACUGUAGGCAGCUUUAUUGAAUUAAAAACACAUGAGCACACAGAGAACCAGAGCGGGCACAAAGAUGUCUCUAUUGAACCUGGACCUGAUCUUUUGUGUGAAUUGCCUUCUUCACAGGUUUUAUACUUUGAAAAUUUGCAGAACUCUUCAAAUGAUUUGGGUGAUCAGUCUACUAAAGAGAGGUAUUGGAACCCAUCCUCUCACAAGACUGUGAGUGAGGAUUUGCUGCAUAAUAGCAUAGAGCAACUCCAGCAAACUGAUGAAUCCUCUUCUAAAGUCAGAACUAGUUCAGAUGUGAAUAGGAGAAAAAGCCUUAAAGAUCUUCUAAAAAGUACCAUGGCUGGAAAUGCAAAGGCUCAAACACCAAUAUUUUCGAGGACUAAACAGCUCAAAGAGAACCUCCUAUCUGAAGAAAUUAAUGUUGCUAAGAAAACAAUUGAGUCACCAUCAGAUGAUCUUGGUCCUUUUUAUUCAUUACCCAGCAAAGUGAGAGACCUUUAUAUUCAGUUCAAGGGAAUUGAAAAAUUAUAUGAAUGGCAACAUGCUUGCUUAACACUGAAUUCUGUGCAAGAAAGAAAAAAUUUAAUAUAUUCCUUGCCAACAAGUGGUGGAAAAACCCUCGUGGCUGAGAUUUUAAUGCUACAAGAACUGCUUUGCCGGCGGAAAGAUGUUUUAAUGAUCCUACCAUAUGUGGCAAUUGUCCAAGAAAAGAUUUCAGCUUUGUCAAGCUUUGGUAUAGAACUGGGUUUCUUUGUUGAAGAAUAUGCCGGAAGCAAAGGAAAAUUUCCUCCUAUUAAAAGAAGGGAAAAGAAAUCACUAUACAUUGCCACUAUUGAAAAAGGACAUGGUCUGAUCAACUCCUUGAUUGAAACUGGAAGGAUUAACAGUCUGGGUCUGGUUGUUGUAGAUGAGUUGCACAUGAUUGCUGAAGGAAGCCGUGGGGCUGUACUGGAAAUGACUCUAGCAAAAAUCAUCUACACUAGCAAAACAACUCAAAUUAUUGGUAUGAGUGCAACAUUGAGCAAUGUUGAAGACCUGCAAGAAUUCCUUCAAGCAGAAUAUUACACCAGUCAGUUCAGACCAGUUGAAUUAAAAGAAUAUCUGAAAAUAAAUGAUACAAUAUAUAAGGUUGACAGUAAAGCUGAGGCUGGCAUGACAUUUUCACAUCUCCUUAAUUAUAAGUAUUCUGAUACUCUGAAGAAGAUGGAUCCUGAUCACUUGGUAGCGUUGGUGACAGAAGUUAUUCCCAAUUAUUCCUGCUUAGUUUUUUGUCCCACUAAGAAGAACUGUGAAAACGUAGCAGAAAUGAUAUGCAAAUUUUUAAGCAAGGAAUAUCUGAAACACAGGGAAAAAGAAAAACAAGAGAUGAUUAAGAACUUGAAGAAUAUCAGCAAUGGCAACCUGUGCCCUGUUUUAAAGCGCACUAUCCCAUUAGGAGUUGCUUAUCACCAUAGUGGUUUAACGAGUGAUGAAAGGAAGCUCUUGGAAGAGGCCUAUUCCACCGGAGUUCUCUGUCUUUUAACCUGCACAUCCACCCUAGCAGCAGGUGUUAACCUACCAGCUCGAAGAGUUAUUUUGAGAGCCCCCUAUGUUGCUAAAGAAUUUUUAAAGAGAAAUCAGUAUAAACAGAUGAUUGGCAGAGCUGGCCGUGCUGGAAUAGAUUCUGUUGGGGAGAGUAUCCUUAUAUUGCAAGAAAAAGAUAAACAACAGGUAUUGGAGUUAAUAAGCAGACCACUGGAAAAUUGUUAUAGCCAUCUUGUUCAAGAAUUCACCAAGGGAAUCCAAACUUUGUUUCUCUCAUUGAUUGGUUUGAAGAUUGCAACAAAUCUUGGUGACAUAUAUCACUUUAUGAGUGGUACAUUUUUUGGUGUCCAGCAAAAGUUUUUGUUGAAAGAAAAAAGUCUCUGGGAAAUAACUGUUGAAUCACUUAGAUACCUGACAGAAAAAGGACUCCUACAAAAAAACACCAUUUUUACAGAAAAAGGACAUACACAAAAAGAUGCUAUUUAUAAGCCUGAAGAAUGGUUCCAGUUUAGUUUUCAUAUUACAAAGUUGGGACAAGCUUCUUUUAAAGGAACUAUAGAUUUGGCUUAUUGUGACAUUUUAUACAGAGAUUUGAAGAAAGGUCUUGAAGGCCUUGUACUUGAAAGCCUUCUUCAUCUAGUUUACCUAACCACUCCCUAUGAUAUGGCUUCUCAGUGUGACCCUGAUUGGAUGAUAUUUUUCAGACAGUUUAACCAACUCAGUCCAGCAGAACAAAAUGUGGCUGCUCUUAUUGGAGUCUCUGAAAACUAUAUUGGGAAGAAGGCAUCAGGUCAAGCUAUCAAGAAGAAGGUGGACAAGGAUAUUGUGAACAGACUAUACCUGUCUUUUGUUCUUUAUACCUUGCUCAAAGAAACCAAUAUUUGGAGUGUGUCUGAAAAAUUUAAUAUGCCUCGAGGAUAUAUACAAAGCCUCCUCACUGCAGCUGCCACCUUCUCAUCUUGUGUGUUACAUUUCUGUGAGGAACUUGAGGAGUUUUGGGUUUAUAGAGCCCUUCUGGUAGAACUUACCAAGAAGUUGACUUACUGUGUAAGGGCAGAACUAGUCCCGCUCAUGGAGGUGACUGGAGUUUUAGAGGGUCGAGCAAAACAGUUAUACAACGCAGGUUAUAAAAGUCUAACACACUUAGCUAAUGCAGAUCCUGAAGUGCUAAUAAGGACAAUUGAUCACUUAUCAAGACACCAGGCCAAGCAAAUUGUUUCAUCAGCAAAGAUGCUGUUGCAUGAAAAAGCAGAGGCUUUGCAAGAAGAAGUAGAAGAGCUGUUGAGGUUACCUUCUGAUUUCCCUUCCAUUGAAAAGGCAUGAAGCUGUCUGAUGAGCAUUUUCAAAUAUGAAUUAUUUUUUGUACAUAUGUUUUAUUAAAGGUUCCUCAUAGUUUAUAAAUGAAAAAAUACAUUUUAAUUAUACAUUCAGAACUGUGGAUGAUGUUUGAAUAUACCUGUCACCCAUAAUUGCAGUAACCUUCCUAGUAAUAAUCCAUCUUACUCAAAUCUUAUACAUGAUCCAGUAUCUGUUCAAAAAUGAAAUCCAACUUCCUCAACCUUGCUGCAUCCUACCUUUGUAGACAGAUCUUUCAUCAUCUCUUACUCAUUUCUUUUAUCAAACUGAACUGUUUAAAAUUCUAGAAUUCCCCCUGCAAUUUCCAAACCCUUUAUUUCCUAACUUCUUUAUUCUAUUCCAAGUGCAUGGGAAAUUAUCUUUAAAAUGUGCUACAUACUUCAACUAUCAACUAAAAAUGCUCAAAUUCUGUCUCCUGUAUGAAAAAGUUCAAGUUUGUUCUCAUUCCCACUCCAUACAUGAGUUCUUGCACUUCUGUAAGUAUUAUGAGUCCCUCAUUUAUGCCUAUGUAUUUUUUAUACUUUUCCAAUGAAUAUUUAUUAUUAGUUAAGCCAUGAUUCAGGAUGCCAGGGUGCGAUGUGCCUAGAUCCCCCUUCACCAUCCUGGGAGAAGAAUGGAGAACAGAGGAGAAGUGGGGUGGAGCCAGUUGAACUCUUCCCAGGAAGUGGGCCUUCUGCAUGGCAGUCAUCUCAGGCCCACACCUGGGAUGUGGACCAUUUGCACAUGGAAACAUCAUCCCCUUUAAUGGUCAUUGUCUUCUCGCAACAGCAGAAGUCCAGGUAGUCCUGCUAGCAGUUCCUUGUCUGGUAGUGGUUGGGAAAACAGCUGUCAAAAGGGACAGUCAUAAUUCUGGAUUUGGUCUUCUUGUCUUCUGCCACAUUGCUGACUCCUAAAAAUGCCCUGAAGCAGCUUGCAGUUCAAUGUAACCUUCAGUGAAGACCAGCCCAUGUCUUUUUAAAUGCUAUUAGUUUCAAAUCUCCUAGAAAGUGGAGACCUUUUUUAUCAUCUUUGUAUGGCACAUAGUACCUACCACAAUUUACUGUAGAAAGCAGGAAACUUUGUGAAGAAUUAAAACUACUCAAGUGAACAAUUUAAAGAUUCUCUUCAAACACACCUAAAUAUUGCCUCUUCCCACUCCCUUUUCAGAAUUAUAGCUCAAAUGUAGAUGACUGGUUAGCUACAGAAAAAAGGGUAAUAACUACCAAUAUUGAUUAAUACUGAACUAGCUUACUUAAAGUCUUACCUGUUCAGGACAUCCAUUGAAGACUUUGCAAAUAGAUUCAGUCUAAGUUCUUCAUGCCUUAACAUUUUCUACCAUUAUAAUGUAGUAAUUUACCUUCUAAUUUCCAUGUACCAGGCACUAUUAUAUGUGCUUUAGGUGACUAAUUUAGUCCUUACAUCAACACUGUAAGGCAGAUACUAUUAUCAUCCCCAUUUUAUAGAUAAGUAAACUGAAACAUAGAGUAAUUAAAAUAACUUGCUAUUUUAUCAAUUUUUGUUCUUCCUAUUUGGUACCUUCUACUUUUUUUGAGUUCAGUAUGUUGCUCCUUUUCUAUUUACUUGUGCAAGCUAUUUAGAUAAUUUUUUACCUUUUUUUUUCUACCAUGUAUAUUUAAGAUAUACAUUUCUUUAGAAAUUGCAUUUAGAGGCAUCCUAAAAUUAAUAUGUUGCACUUUCAUAUUUAUCCAAAUAUUUUAUAUUUUAGUAUUGAUAUUUUUAACUUCCAACUAUUUGGAGAUUUCCUAAGUAUAAUUUAGUUGCUCUUCAUGCUUUAGUUAAACAAAGAUCAAAAGAGAUAUCCUUAAAAAAUAAUUGUCUUUUGAAAUUUGUUAAGAUUUGCUUUAUACUCUAGCAUAUAGUUCUUUUGGUAAAUAGUCCAUAUUUUUAAUCUGUUUCCUUGAAGUUCAUUCGUUUUCUAGACUAAAUUUUUCAUGGACUACAUAAAGUACAUUUUUUUCUAGACUCUUUUCUAGACUCCAUGUUUACUAAUUGCCUUUACAGUGUUUAACAUAUGGUUAAAUCCAUAUAUUGGGCUAUUAAUUCCAUUGUUGUAGUUUUCAUUUUUAGAAUUCCUAUUUGAUCCUUUCAGUAGCUUUGAGUUCACUGCUGAACCUUUUCACUUUGUUAUUUAAUUUCUUAAAUAUAUUAAUCAUAGCUAUUGUAACAUCUGUCUCUAAAUUCCACUAUAUAUAUUAAUCUCUUAUA
This is a messenger RNA of Phyllostomus hastatus (greater spear-nosed bat), 5669 nucleotides long. It is a transcript of the gene HELQ, whose product is annotated as helicase, POLQ like. Lineage: Eukaryota; Metazoa; Chordata; Mammalia; Chiroptera; Phyllostomidae. Gene Ontology annotation, molecular function: ATP binding; nucleic acid binding. The record is from RefSeq and is a predicted model, not a curated record. The coding region runs from base 201 to 3431 and encodes 1076 amino acids. The transcript has 18 exons.